This is a messenger RNA of Echinostoma caproni, 231 nucleotides long. NCBI's taxonomy places the organism in Eukaryota, Metazoa, Platyhelminthes, Trematoda, Plagiorchiida, Echinostomatidae. The record is from the annotation of a GenBank genome assembly.
AUGCACGCUAUCGAACCGCACAUCGUCUUUCAUCGUCUGUCCCAAAGAACGCUUCAUCAAUACAUGCAUCCGGAUGUGCAAUUCGUCGUGACUCGCUCAGCCUGGAACGAGGAUUUCGAUGCGGCCCUUGUAGACAACGCGAAUCUCAUCUUUGUGCGACCCGAGUGGAUUUUCGCGUGUGAUGAACAAGCCAAGCGUGUCCCGUUUCAGAAAUACCUGGUCGUGGGCUGA